This is a messenger RNA of Galleria mellonella (greater wax moth), 946 nucleotides long. RefSeq names its product eclosion hormone (gene EH). The transcript has 3 exons. NCBI's taxonomy places the organism in Eukaryota, Metazoa, Arthropoda, Insecta, Lepidoptera, Pyralidae. The record is from RefSeq and is a predicted model, not a curated record. Gene Ontology annotation, biological process: neuropeptide signaling pathway; ecdysis, chitin-based cuticle. The coding region runs from base 319 to 579 and encodes 86 amino acids. Gene Ontology annotation, molecular function: ecdysis-triggering hormone activity.
UAGAACUUUCGGCUUUCGCAAAAGUACAGAUCCGUUUCCUCGGGUAUCCCUUACAUGCGCCCCCACCUUGCGCGUGCGCAUACAUAGUGAACACGUUACAUAUUUAAACAAGUUUCAUUUAUCUACAGACGUGUGCGACGAUUUUCCUUUGUCUAUCUGUUCUCGCAGAGUGUAACGUAGUGAUAAGCGGGAUAAGUGGUCAUAAAUAUUUGAUUAAUUAGUGAUAAAAUAAAUAUUUUUUUCUUUUUUAUAUUACUUUUUUUUUCUGUGCCGUUAAGCAAGCUUUAUGCAGCCUAAAAUAAAUAGGACCAAUCUAAAAUGGCAUUCAAACUCACCGUCGCCCUCUUUACCGUAAUUGCAAUCUUGGCUAACGUUGGACACGUCAGAUGCAACCCCGCUAUUGCUACCGGGUAUGAUCCUAUGGAAAUCUGCAUUGAGAACUGCGCGCAGUGCAAGAAGAUGCUUGGAGCCUGGUUCGACGGGCCACUUUGCGCAGAAUCAUGCAUCAAGUUCAAAGGCAAACUCAUUCCUGAAUGCGAGAACUUCGCGUCAAUCUCUCCUUUCCUUAACAAACUUUAAGCCGGGGAAAAUGUCGCAGACUUCCUAGUAUGACGAUAUGUUGCAUGUGUAAUAUUCUAAAGAUUGAUCAAACAGAUUUAUUUAUUUACAAACAAUAGCUUGCAAUUUAAAUUAUAUUUUAAUAAAUUAUCAUAGAUUAAAAGUUUAAAAAUAUUUACGUAGGUAAUUUAUAUUAAAAAAAAAACUCAAAUAACUAAUGUUAACAUACCCAAUAUAGAUGUGAUGAAAUUGUUACUUUACAACUUGCGCAUACGUUUGUACAUGAAGUUUGCUCGACGAAUGAUGAAAUCUCCGAUACCGUGCCAAAGCGUAAGAUACUCUUAGUACUUAAUUUGUAGCCCAGUAUUGUUUAUACUUUUUUACCUAG